UGGUUGUAGUAGGGAUGCGAAGGUCCAUCCGAGACUCAUUUCAUCCUAUGGGUUGGUCAUUUAUUAUUUCAUUAUCUCCAGGCUGGCUGGGGGUAGGGGGGAGGCGGACACCUACGGCGCAAUAACUUGACAGCAUCAAGACACUGUUCAUUCAUUUCUACACCUUGACUCCCAGGGCAGCUCAUGCAGAGCUCGGGUACAGACAUACGUAUGGCGCGAAUUGCCGAACUUUGGACCCGUCGCGCCAUGGACGCGCUGCGAGCGGACACAGGCGCCCUGGUACCUCAUGCAAAUACGUACGCUGACGUCGGCGGUCAUGUGGGUUGUGCCGUAGAUCCUCCUUGUGAUCGCGAUUCUCCUGCUCUGUCGUCUCUCCCGGCUACCCAUUUGUCUAAAUAUACUACACUUCUUAUCAUGACCAGCUGAUGGUUUACACUCCCACUUGGAUAUCUACCGUGUCGUCCGAGCAUCGUGCCAGACCCCCCGGGCAGAGUGUCCUGUGUAAUGAAGGUGCAUGAAGCCCUCCAUCGCCGGAGCUGACCCUGGCAGCCAGUGCAGCCUCCCCCCGCCGCCGUCGCCGCCAGCCCUCGGCACUCCACCAGCCCUCGGCCCCCUCGCACGAGUCCCCGUUCCCUCCUCCAUGUAGAGUAGGCCUUCUCACUGCAGCUCGGGUCUGCAAUAGGUCUGGUCUGGUCUGCGGAGGACCGAUCGCCCGCUCGCUCCUUCCUCCACGGCGUUGCGUUGACCCAGUCUCCUCUGCAUUGUUUGCCUAAAAAUAGCACCCCAACCUGGGCUUCUCAAACCUUGCGUUUCCCCACAUCCCCGCCCUCCCCUUGUCUUCUGCACUGUUCAGGCCCAGUGCCAGGCCUGUGUCCCUGUGGCCCGUCUUUUAACGUGACGGCACAGAGCGUCGGCUUGCUCCGCAGACUUUGUCCCCCUCCGUCUCUGGCCCGAGCACAAAACCAACUGUCCACCUGGAUCUUGAACAGGGUCAAGGUUAGCCAUGGCAAGCCGACGGAAAGCGUCCGUCCCCUGCAUGAUCCGACCGGACCGGACCCUGGUGGAGAUGGACGACGAGGAUGAGGACUCGCACGACAUGGAGACGAUUCCAGAGAAGCCUUUCCGGGGCGCCGACGUGACGGCGGACAACGCGCCGAAGCAGCCCCCGUCAGAGCCUCCGGACCAAGCCGGUCAUUCCCCGGCGCCUCCCGACCAAUCACAGGCCUCGGCCACCCCCAGGCCGCGGCCGCAGCCGCAGCAGGGCGGCUACGAGUGCAAGUACUGCCCCUUCUCCACGCAGAACCUCAACGCGUUCAAGGAGCACGUGGACGCCAGCCACCCCAACGUCAUCCUCAACCCGCUGUACCUGUGCGCCGUGUGCAACUUCAACACCAAGAAGUUCGACUCGCUGACGGAGCACAACGAGAAGUGCCACCCGGGCGAGGUCAACUUCAAGUUCCGACGCGUCAAGCUCAACAACCAGACCGUCCUCGAGCAGACCAUCGAGGGCUGCGGCGCCGCCGCCAACAACAGCGACGCCAACGCAGCCGUGCACAACACGUCCUACCCGGCCGCCGCCGCCGCCGCCGCCUUCAGGAACGGGCAGGAGCAGGGCGGCCUGGGCAAGGCCAGCGCGGGCGUCAAGUUCGCCAAGCCCAAAGUCAUGUCCUCCUCGGAUAUUAAAAGAACAGAGUUUCACCUGGGGCACCUGACCUCUGAACUGAGGAAGCCCAUCAACGCGGUGAACGUCAACGGCACGGUGCUCAUCCCCGAGGCCAGCCUCCUGAAGGGGGACAGUCCGUCACACAUCAUGCCUUCACUGCAGCGGCCUCCCAACUUCUCCCAGGUGCCGAAGAUCGCGGUGCCCCUCAACACCACCAAGUACAACCCCUCGCUGGACGGGAACCUGACGCUCAUGUCGUCGUUCAACAAGUUCCCCUACCCCACGCAGGCGGAGCUUUCCUGGCUCACCGCCGCCUCCAAGCACCCCGAGGAGCAGAUCAAGGUGUGGUUCACCACCCAGAGGCUCAAGCAGGGCAUCAGCUGGUCCCCCGAGGAGGUGGAGGAGGCCAGGAAGAAGAUGUUCAAUGGCACCAUCACCUCGGCCCCAGCGCAGACCUUCACGGUGUUGGCCUCGUCGCGGCCCUCCCCCGCCCACCCCAUCUCCAUCACCAGCUCCUCCUCCUCCUCCUCCUCGGUGAAGGUCAGCAGCCAGCUGGGGGCCUCCCUCCAGUCCCUGCCCUGCCACCUCCUGGGCACCACCAGUCUGGUGCUGACGCCCGUGGCCAACGGCUCCACCGUCUCCUGCGCCCCCCUGGCGCUCACCCUGACCAACCAGGUGGUGCAGUCCCUCAAGCGGCCCCUGUCCUCCCCCAUGAUCGCCACCGGCAUCAAGCGGCCGUCCAUCAUCCAAACCAUCCAGGCGCCGCUGGCCCCCACCAAGGUGGCCGCCACCAAGCUGCUCAGCUUCACCCUGGACCCACACAAGACGGCCAAGCAGCUGUCGUUGCUCCGGCACAGCUACACCCAGUGCCCGUUCCCCGAGGAGGACGAGAUCUACAGGCUAAUAGAGACUACCGGCUUGUCCAGAGGGGAGAUCAAGAAGUGGUUCAGUGACCAGCGGCUUCUCAACAUCAAAGGGGCCCCCCCUCCCCCGUUGCUGGUGAAGGCGGAGCACCCGGCGCCCCCCAGGGAGGUGUUGGUGGCGCGGGCCGUGCCCAGCCACUUCCCCCUGCUGGAGAGGGUGAAGGGGAAGUCCUCGGAGCAGCUGACCGCCCUGGAGGAGAGCUUCCAGAGGAGCAGCCGGCCCACGGAGGAGGAGCUAGACCAGCUGUCCCGGGACACCAAGCUGUCCCAGACGGAGGUGGACUGCUGGUUCUCGGAGCGCCGGGCGCUUCGGGACAACAUGGAGAAGGCCCUGCUCAACCUGGGGGCCGUCCCUCGGGGGGGCCCCCUGGUGGAGAAGAAGAAGAAGGAGGAGGAGGAGGAGGGGGGCGGCGGCGGCGUGGGGCCAAAGGUCAACGGGGCGUCCGGUGCCCCUGAGCCCCCGCUCCCAGUCCUCUGCUCCUCCUCCUCUUCCUCCUCCUCUCCGCCGCCCGUGCUCGUGGCGUCCACGCCGCUCCCCCCGCCGCUGCUGUCCGUGUCUUCGGCGUCGCCGCCGGUCCUCGCCGUGUCUUCGGCGUCCCCCUCUUCCUCUUCCUCCCCGCGCCCGCCCCUCCUCUCGGCCUCCACCAGCCCGGGCCCCGUCCCCGGCCCGGGCCCCGUCCCCGGCCCGGGCGCCGUCACCGGCCGCUGCCUCACGCUGCUCAGAGAGGUGUUCAGCCGGACCCAGUGGCCGUCCCCCGAGGAGUACAGCCAGCUGGAGGCGCAGACCGGCCUGGGCCGCACGGACAUCGUGCGCUGGUUCAAGGACCACCGCGCGCUGCUGAAGAGCGGCCAGAGCCUGGAGUGGAUGGAGGGCCCCCCCCCCCCGCAGCAGCAGCAGCAGAAGAGGGCCGCCCCGGAGCCGCUGCAGAGAGCCGUCCCGGAGCACAACGGCGGCGGCGGCGCUGAGCAGCCCCCGCAGGCCGACGCCGUCCACCAGGAGGCCAGGGUCGUCAAAGCUCUGGGGGCCUCAGAAGGCCCCGCUGAGGUCCAGGCCGGGUCGGGGGCCAACAAGCUGUCGGGGCCCGAGCUGGUCCAGUGGUUCACCGACAGGCUGGGCCACAGCGUGAGCGACCUGAGCCGGAGCCGGGCGGACCCCGCCGAGACCAGCAUCAACCCCACCGACAAAGAGAGGUGGGUGAAGGUGAUGGUGGCGGUGGGGGAGGAGAGCGACAGCCAAGUGGACAGACCCAAGCUGGCGGCUGACACGGAGAUACUGCCCCUGGAGCAGCCCGCGAGGGUCACUGGCUGAACGGGGGGAGAUGAUUGGCUGCCGGGGCUCGGAGCAUACUAGGCAACUCUGGAAGGAAUACAUUUUUUGCCUUAUUGCCAGUGAUGGAAGUCAAGAAUCACCCAUGGGUAUCUACGGAAGUUCCUCGUGCCCCGCCCGAGACAGAAGAUGGAGUGCCAAAGCUGGACUUGAUGCAUUGCUCUUACUAUUAUCACUACUACUAUUACUACCACUACAAUUUUUUUAAACCCUUGUACAUAUUUUCUGUAUUGCAAAAAAAAAAAAAGGCUUUGUAUAGUUUUGCUGUGAGGGAAGAUUUUGUUACGUUUUUUCUUUUCUUUUUUAAGAAGUAUCUUUGAACAGUGCCCCCAGAACAAGGAAUGUGUUUUUCAGAAGUCUCAUAGAGUACCACCUUGUUAAUUGAUAAAACAUUGAAAUGCAGGUGUCGUAUCAACAGUGGUAAUAGAUUGCACUUAAGUCUCCAUGGUAUUAACUGGUUGUUUCCAUGGUAUCAACAGUUUUUUACCCUAACAGGCCAUCCAAUCACCUGAGAGCUUUAGUUGUUACAGAUGGUCGUCACCCCGUGGUCCAAAGUCUUCUUCAUAAUUUGACUUGUGUAUUAAAUAGCAGAAAAACAAAGGUUUGACCAGGCCAGAGUAUUAACAAAAAAAACUACGCACUCUUGGUAGGCAAAUGGAAGUAAAACGGUAGACUUUUUUGCAGUCAAAUGAAUGAAUGUGCACAUGUGAACAAUAGUUUUUGUAUUCAUAUAGUUACCUUUACAAUCAGCUGUGUGCUUUGUUGCAACAGGCUUUAGACGAUAUAUCUUUUUAUUUCAACUAUAGACAUGAUGCAUUGUAAAAAGAGUAAGACAUUUCUGUAUUAUCUCGCACCAUGCUGCCUUUUGUUUUUUUCUGUUGGAUAUUUCUUGUUUAAAUGUUGCCAUCUACUGUCCAACGCUUACAGGGAUGACAAAUGUAUAAUAAUCUCCAACUGCAUUUUUUUUUUUUUUUUGUAUGGCUUGGGUAAAAAUGAGCAUUUCAAGCCUUUUGGAUUUCCAUAUGUUCCUGAAUCAUAUAAAAAAAAAAAAAAGAUUUGGUGCAGUAACAAUUGCAGAUUUUCUCUCAGUAGGACUGACCUUAAUGUCACGUCAUUACUUCAUACAUACAAUAAUAUACUUCGCAAAGCAUUUCAGGAAUUUCCAAAGAAAAGAAAGAGCCCUGGAUUCAUGAUUGACUUCGAGCCUGCUGAUGCUCUGGUUGUAUGGCUGUCGAUGCUGGCUGAAUGUCCAUUGCUGCUACUUCAGUGUAAUGUACAAACAAGUAUCUGGGAUACUGUUUUUCCUUCGCAUUUGGCUACUGUGGAAUACCGCUUGCUUUAUUUGUUUUCUACAAGUCCACAGGAGGUCAAUAAAUACACAACCAAUUGUAAAAACUAGUAUUGUCUGAAUUUUGCACAAGGUCGCAAAAAUGUAUUUGAUUACUUGGGUUCAGUCGACACAAAGCAAAUCACAGGACAGCCUUGGGGCUAGUACAGUUGGCCUGUUGCAAAAACAUAACAUUUGAUCAUUUAUUAGGUUAAAAUUUGGUUGUUUGCCUUCAAAUAUCUGCUUUUUAUGCCCUUGAUCGCCUUAAACAUAAUUGUCCUUCUGAUGCUGGGCUGACAAGUUCCUAAAAGGACAAGUCUCAGUAACAUUAGUUGAUUGACCUAAGCACAAAAUGUGUUGGGAUAUUGCACUAAGGAGGGUUGCAUAUGGUUAAUGGAAAGCCUUCAGGCACAAUGACCACGGGUAAAUCAUCCCAAUAUGUUCAUCUUUUUAGUAGUGUCAGUGAAACUCAUUCCACUCUGGCUGCCAUAUUGUUUAUUAAAUGUAUUCCUCAUGUUCAAUUUCUAAGUGGAAUAAAAAAAAGUUGAUAAUGC
Messenger RNA from Gadus macrocephalus (Pacific cod), 5794 nucleotides. It is a transcript of the gene zhx2a, whose product is annotated as zinc fingers and homeoboxes 2a. Bases 1004 to 3895 code for a protein of 963 amino acids. Gene Ontology annotation, cellular component: nucleus. NCBI's taxonomy places the organism in Eukaryota, Metazoa, Chordata, Actinopteri, Gadiformes, Gadidae. The transcript is spliced from 13 exons. The record is from RefSeq and is a predicted model, not a curated record. Gene Ontology annotation, molecular function: DNA-binding transcription factor activity, RNA polymerase II-specific; DNA binding. Gene Ontology annotation, biological process: regulation of transcription by RNA polymerase II.